This is a messenger RNA of Botrytis sinoallii, 1635 nucleotides long. RefSeq lists its product as uncharacterized. NCBI's taxonomy places the organism in Eukaryota, Fungi, Ascomycota, Leotiomycetes, Helotiales, Sclerotiniaceae. The coding region runs from base 1 to 1635 and encodes 544 amino acids. The transcript has a single exon. The record is from RefSeq and is a predicted model, not a curated record.
AUGACGACAACCCCAGUUGGAAGAACUGCGAAACCCACACCUAGCCUGGACACCACAAGAUCAAAUUCCAAUGCCAAUGCGAAGACAACCCGAAACUCGAAAUCAAAUGCAUUUACAAGCUCAGCGAUCCGCAAUUCGAGAAACGAUGCAGAGUCCAUGUCGAAUUCUACUCCGACCCCAAAGCCAAAGACAAAUGCAAGCUUGGUUACCAAAUCUACCCCGGAGACCCAAAAACCAAUUCCAAAACCAACAUAUCCAAAACCAUUGGUGAUCUGGCAUAUAAAGCCAAGUAAGAAGAUCUGGCUUACAAAGCGAAAUAGGAAGAGAAGUUCUAACCCCACGAAUUCGAAGAAAGAUACUGAGUCUACAACGAAUCCAACUCCGAUUCUGAAGCAGAAGGCAAAUACAAGCUCGGCUGGAAGAAAUGCACAACCCAGAUCUAGCCCGGAGAACAAAAAAUCAAUUCCAAAUGCAAAGUUAACCCGGAACUCAGGGUUGAAUGGAGAGAGAAGCUCCAAGAUUGCGACUUCGAAGAAGGAUGCGGAGGCUUUGGCUCCGGUUACUGCGGGGAGAAUGAUUAUUGAGAUUUCAGACUCGGAUGAUGAUGAUGAUACUGAUGGAGAUAUUGAUGAGGAUGUUGAUGAUACUGACGGAGACGGAGAUGUGUAUGUUGAUGAGGAUGAUGAUAUUGAUGAAGAUGGAGAUGGAGAUGUGUAUGUUGAUGAUGAUAUUGAUGGAGAUGAAGUUGGAGAUGUGGAUGUUGACGAAGAUGUGGAUCGUAAUGAAGAUAACGGUGCGAACACAACUCCACAAUCCAUUCCAAUGCGUAGUCUAACGCUAGAUGCAACUCCAGAUAUGGUUUUCAUACCCAACAUCAAUGCUGCUCCGGCUUCUCCACAUCUAGGAGAUCUGGAUCCGAUGCCAUGGAUGUCAGAAGUCGAAGCAGUACCAGCCUCGGGAUUGGAAAAUCCACUCGCUGGAGAUGGAGAUGGGAUUGUAGACGCUGAUGCAAAUGCGAAUGCAACUCCACAAUCUAUUCCAAUGUAUAGUUCAACGCUAGACACAACUCCAAAUAUCAUGGGGUUGAUACCCGACUUUACUGCUGGUCUGGGUUCGCCAUAUCUAGGAGAUCUGAUGCCAUGGGUUUCAGAAACCGAACCAGGACCGGCACUGGCAUUAGAUCCGGGAUUGGAGAAUUCAACGCUAGAAGCUACUUCAAAUAUCAUGGGGUUGAUACCCAAUGCCAAUGCUACCACGGCUUCUCUAUAUCGGGGAAAUCUGAUGCUAUCGGGUUCAGAAGCGGAACUGGAACUACCCUCGGGAUUGGGAAAUCAAGUCGCUGGAGAUGAGGUUCUUUUAUCCGAUGAUAUGUACAUGAAUACGGAUUCGCACCUGGAUUCACACAUGGAUAUGGAUAUAAACAUGAACGUAGACACAGAAAUCAACACAAGCCCCUUCCAGACCUCCUGGGAAGGAAUGUACAUGAAUCCUCCUCUGACAGCGGAAGAAAAAGGUUGGGAUUUUUCGAGUGUAGGGAUCGAGGAGAUUGAUGGGUUGUUUGAGGAGAUGGAGAAGGAGAUGAGCGGGGAUAUGGAUGUGGAGAUGGAGAUGGGGAGUAGAGGAUGUGGGUGUUGA